This is a messenger RNA of Mesorhabditis spiculigera, 1704 nucleotides long. The record is from the annotation of a GenBank genome assembly. Lineage: Eukaryota; Metazoa; Nematoda; Chromadorea; Rhabditida; Rhabditidae.
AUGGAGCGAAGAAUGGAAAAGCCGGCCCUCGGGCUUCAACUCGAGAUCGACACCCCAGAAGAAGAAGACUACGUCGACGAGGGCCUACGGGCCAUCAAAAACAAGGAAAAGCAGCUGCUCGAAGAGAGGAGACAAAAAGCGGAGAGGGCAGAGAAGCAGGAAAAUGUUGUCACCACCCGGAAACCGGACUCUUCGAGCCCCCAGUCAUUCCAUUCGGCACUCGCCCACUGCAAGAACAUCUUCGCGUCAAGGGAGAAUGCCAGCAACGGCUACUUUUCGAGGGUGUCGAGCGCUUCCUCGCCGAGCAGCGCGCAUUGCAAAAGCGACGUUUCGUUUUUGUAUCGCUUCACCGGCACCGUGCCGAGGAGUACGCUCCGCCCCUUUCUGACCAUCUUCGCGUCGAGCAGCACGACGAAACGACGAUUAGUUGAGAAUCGUCAUCGGCCGAUCACUCCCUUUGAUUUGCACGCGACGCUGCUCGACUUGCUCGGGCUCAAGGCGGUAGAGGAGCAACAGCGGAAAGGGCAAUCCUUGCUGGAAGCGAUUCCAAAAUCGCGGGGCUGCGUUGAGGCCCAAAUCCCGUUGCACCACUGCACCUGCCAGACACCGAGGAUGCUACGUGGUGAGGAGCUGGCCGGGAUUGAGAAGGCCGGCCUGGCAAUCCUGCUGCACACACUCGACUACCGCUGCGCCGAGGAGGACUGCGGGUUUUUGAAGGCGGCCAAAGUUGUAUCGGUAGAAUGGCGUACCCCAAACGAGGAUUUCCUCUCGUAUUCCGGCGUUGUUUCGAACAGUACCGAGACCCCGGUCUUCAACGCUAAACGACGGCCCGUCGAGGGAUUUCUUGAUAUUCAAAUUCGAUUGCCUGGCGCAAGGAUUACGGCGCUACUGUAUCUGAACGUGGUGACGCGGCGCGCUAGCAUUGAUGUGGCCGGGAUACGGGGUCGUAUCGACAGUUCUUCGGCCGACAAAUUCCUCGGCUGCUUCGUGUGGUCGGAAUUCGAUGGGAUGGCUGCCAUGGAUGCGUAUAAUGUGCUCCCCGAAGCGCAGGGGCUUGGCGUGGGGCGUGGCCUGUGGGACUACACGAUGGUCCGCUCCGUUCCGCCCCACCUGACCCGAGCCAUGAGGGCCAUUCCCGAGCACGUCGAGCGCUAUAUGAAGCUGGGCUGGCCACAUCGAGGGCCGGUACAGUAUGAAAUGUAUUGUAGCCCGGUGGAGUUGAAGGCGACUUGCUCGUCAGGGUUGGCAAUGUGCCAAGCGUCCGGUUCUGGAGAAUUUGUCGAGAUUCAGCGGCUUGAGCAGAAGGGUCGAAAGGCGUUGUUACGAUUGGAUACUAUGGUAGACUUUCUAAAAGGCGGAAUUCUACUCGAAUGUGAUGGGGAGGCUUCAGCAAUGUGCCUAUUGAUACCAACUGUCGGUGAUAGAGAUUGGAGAUUGGCGCCGGUUUUUGGGCGAAGUCUGGGCGCAACGCUUCGGCUUCUUAAAGAUGUGAUAGAUUCAGCCAAUCUCCCGCCAUCAGCCCGGCUUCACGUCCACUUCACCGACACGACCAGCGGUUUCUAUACCAUCCACCCACUGCUCGAAAAGUGCACCCAGAGACCCCGAGAAUUCUACGCCACCACCCUAUACGAUCGCCCGUACCGUAACCCGGUCGACACGGAUCUUAUCUACGUAAUCCAUGACAACUUUUUGCACUUUGACAUG